Molecule: messenger RNA, 2515 nt
Organism: Fusarium redolens
Lineage: Eukaryota; Fungi; Ascomycota; Sordariomycetes; Hypocreales; Nectriaceae
Exons: 1
Coding region: 74-2104 (676 amino acids)
Source: RefSeq, a predicted model, not a curated record
CGAAUAUACAACUUCAGACUUUACAACGUCCGCGUGCAAUUUAAGAGUUACCCUUCAUUUCUAUAUAUUCAAUAUGCCUGAGCCAGUCAUCACUCCAUUGGCUGCUUUUGGGCUGUCCUUGACGAUCCUAAACUUCUUCAUUUCCACUAUAGAAAACCUACUCGGCAAAUACCGCGAGAUUAAGGACUAUCAGCAAAUGCUGGGUGAUCUUAGACGAGAUCUCUUUGUCUCCGCUAGGAGCUACGACCUGUGGCUCGAUAUUUGGGGCUCAAACGAGCAAUCGUACGAAAAGGUCUUCGGCAUUGACUGGCCCGAAAUCAAAAAGACUAAGCAAAGGAUUGAAAGUCUGGUGCGGGACACAGCGAAACUUCUCUGCCUCGACACGCCUCUACCGCCUUCUCCUAGCCAAGAGUCCAAAGUAUCUACUGCAUCAACAACCCUGCACGGCCAUGAGGCUCCCACGCCAAACCAGACAUCUCCGACUCCAGGCUCGGCAACUAACGACUGUAAAAGCAAGCUUGGACUCUUUAGCCGCAUCAGCCAGCGCCCUACUGGGAGUAAAGCCAAGACGACAGCGAACGACGGCCCCAUUGCGUUGGAAUUGGAAGCAGACAAACAGCAGGGCUGGAAGUCGUUUACGAAAUCCCUCAGCGAAGCUCUUUCAAAGCAACCGGACCACGCCAUGGUUGAUCAGGCAGCGAAAAAGAGUUCCUGGGACAAGCUUAUGGAAAAUGUAUCCAACCUGGUACCGGGGGAAGAGGAGAUGCGGCGCAUCUUGGGUAUAUUCGGCUGGAACAAGGUUCUCAAGGCCACUGUCUCAGAUUUGGAAAAGGCUCUCAAGUCACUCACCGAGCAUACCAAGAUUGCGAUUGAGAGUCAGGGUCACCGGCCGGUGCCGACGGAACGCCACAAGGUCACGGCCAUCGAAGACGCAAUUGACUUUCGUGACAUUGCCCGAACACUCGAGCCGAUCGUCCGUGGACAAAUCAUAGGAAGUACAGGGGUCUCGAAGUGGUUCCUCGAGCUCAAGUACCCGGACGGUGUGAGCGACGGGUCGGCCGCAGCGAGAAGGAUCUUCAAGGAAUGUGACUUCUCAUUCGUGGCAACUCUGGCGAUCCCCGAUGGCCCCGACAAGACGCAUGAGGUCAAAAUGACCCGUCUCAAGGGCAGGCUGGUUGACGAGGCCAACGCGCCCAAUAUGUCCUUAGAGUCAGCUAUGACUAUGUUUCAGCAGCCGUCUAAAUUGACCUUUAAGUCCGGCGACACCGUUUUCAAGUUGCAAACCACCAAGACAUCCCCAACUCUUAUCACUCAGGACUGGCGCGUUCUCUUAACGGAAUGCGGGACGAAAUCUGAUGUGCGGAAAGCCUUGGAGCUUACGAGGGCCCGAUUUGCGCUAGGACUGACCUUGUGGAUGAUCUUGCUAUGGGAAUCGGAUUGGUUCACCCACGUAUGCGCCUGCGCAUUCAAAUGCGUGCUGUUUCCCUCCUCAGGUUGCACUGGGGAACGAGAGACUCAAUAUGAGGACGAGGACCAAGUGGAGAAUCAUAUGAAUCGCCACGAGCAUAUUUAUAAUCCUACCUGGCCACAGUUGACCUGCCCUCCCACACUUCCGAUUCAUCAAAACCUAGCUAUCCCGCUGGCAAGUGAAACAAAUAUCGUCCCUUCCUGCAGAGGCCGCACGGAGUUGAAGGAUAGACUGUACCAUUUUGGCAUCCUCCUCUCUGAACUAGUCCUCGGACAGCCAAUCGACCUCACUUCAGAUGUCAACCAUAUACCCAAUACCAGAACAAAGGGCCGCCCAAGGAGGCGAUUCGAGGCAAGCGACGAAAUACUGGACGAGGUCAAGUCGCCGAAAGUCAGAGACGCAAUCUACUUCUGCUUCACGCAAGACAUGGUUCAGAUGUGGACAGACAAGGACAAAAAUUAUGCUCCGGGUCGGCUAAACCGGUUCAUCGAGGAGGUUCUCAAGCCGGUAAUAGAAUACCACGACGUGGUCAAAAAAAACUUCAAGAAGCACUACGCUGAAAUGCUAGUAACAAGCGCUAAGAUGUUUCCGGACAAGUAUGAGCAGUUUGAGACUCUGUUGAAAAUCUUUGAAUAAAUGGACGAGGAAAAAACAUGGCACAACAGUGAGGAGUACCGCAUCUGUAGGGGAACUCGGGAGGAUAAUUUUUGAAGCCUAACAGUUGUUAGAUUUUACCAACUACACCACACGCCACCAAAAUGGGAAUCCCCACUUAGAGCACUGCAUGAGUGGUUUUAUCUGACAACAGUACUGUCCAACGGAGGAGACAACUCCAAAGAAAAUGCUACUCCUUUACCUGACAUCUAUUCCUACUGCAAUGAUUGCUGCUACAUCCCUAUUGUUCGUCCCAUUUUCACUGAAAGAGGAGACCCCUGUCGGGUGGGGGGAGGUACCCCGCAGGGCGAAAUGUGCGGGGUGAGUGACUUUGGGAUCGACGUGGGUGAAGUGAAAGAGGAUUUCAGUGAAAGAGUCGACGAUGAUUGGUCC